This is a messenger RNA of Leptopilina heterotoma, 2549 nucleotides long. RefSeq names its product proclotting enzyme-like. The coding region runs from base 451 to 2211 and encodes 586 amino acids. The transcript has 7 exons. Gene Ontology annotation, biological process: proteolysis. Gene Ontology annotation, molecular function: serine-type endopeptidase activity. NCBI's taxonomy places the organism in Eukaryota, Metazoa, Arthropoda, Insecta, Hymenoptera, Figitidae. The record is from RefSeq and is a predicted model, not a curated record.
CAGAUGAAGAUAAAGUUGAUGAUGAUAAUGAUGAUGAUGAUAAUGAUGAUAAAGAAUAAGAAAAAGAAGUGGUAGGGAACACUUUCCCUUAGGAGGAUGGCGCCUCUUUGGAGGAAAGAAAGAGAGAGAGUGUGUGUAACAGUCGGAAUAAGUGUGUCGAGGUCUUGUCACGGACAGUCUUUUGGUAGUCGGAACUGUUCGUCGCGACUUGAUGCGCGACACUUCCGUCUUCCCUGUUGUUGUUAAUCCUGUUUUUUUUCAUUUUCGCUUUUUCUCUCCUCUCAAAAAUGUUAAUUUUAAAUCUAUAAUUUUCAAAAUUAACAAAUUUUUUUUCUUUUAAUUUUUUUUUUCAGAAAAAAAAGGAAACGGAAAUAGAGAAAAUAAAAGUGCCGUGAUUUAAUUAUCGAGUUUGAAGUGUCUUUUUAAUGGAAUACCAGAAAAGAGGAUCUGAUGUUUGUUUUCCUCAGAAUGUCAAUGUCCGCUCUUGGACUGUGUAUAAUAUGGAAUUUAUUAAACGGUGCUUUAUCAUACACUGAUGAGGUUGCAAUUUAUUCCAAUUAUCCAGGAGGACAUGGAUCGCAAAAUCCAGUGAGAAGAUGGACGGAGAGCGACGCAUUUCUCGGCGGAGGACCUCGUGGUGGAGCGAUUUAUCGUCGUGACAUUCAAGUGCGUCCUUACGCCCAAUUAGUUCGUGUCACUGAGGAAAGAAGUGAUCCUCUCACAAGAAUUACCGAGACACUCGGCGCUCUCAAUACAGUUGGAAGUUACAUUGUAAAUAUGACACGUGGCGGUGAUUCGGCGGCAAAUCCCUCCAAGGAAUUACCUUCAGCCUUGUACACAAUAUCGAAGAAUAUUUUGGGAAAAAAUGUCACCGACAGUAUUGCGCCAAUUGUCCGCGGCGUUACACUUCCAUUGAGACCAGUUCAAUUAACAUUGAAACCAUUGACAACAACGACGACGACGACAACAACGACGUCGACUUUCAAACCAGUGACUCUUGUCACCAAUGAUGUUGUAUCCGAUUUACAAAUACAAUCGAGCGAGGAAAUUGUUGACAGAGAAAAGGGACCGUCUUCGUGCACAACUGCCGAAGGUGGUCCAGGACGUUGUCAAGAUCUCAGCAAUUGUCCUCAUCUUCUUUUGGAUCUCACCAAACUUCGACAGUCACUUUGUUUCAAGAGUCUCUUUGUUCCCGGCGUUUGUUGUCCGAUUGAAAAAAAUGAUAUCGACGAAGUGAGUCCAACGUAUCCGCCGGUGAUUCAGACGACAACGAAGCCAAGGCCAAGACCGACGAAACCACCAACGCCAAAGCCAAUUCCAUUGUUUCCGAUAUCGACGACAAAUCGUCCAAAUUACGAACUUGUCACGGCUCCCGAUUUAUUUGGAAAUAAGGGCAACGAAACUGUUGAAACAAUUGACAAUAAUUUCAUUCAAGACGACGAUGAAUGUGGAGUUAGAAACACUGGAAAGUAUCGUGUUGUCGGUGGUGAGGAAUCAUUGCCAGGUCGUUGGCCAUGGAUGGCAGCAAUUUACCUUCAAGGAGCAAGACGCACGGAAUUCUGGUGCGGAGGUUCACUCAUUGGUCCAAAACAUAUUCUCACUGCUGCCCAUUGUACCCGAGAUCAACGACAACGUCCAUUUGCAGCCAGACAAUUUAUGGUUCGUCUGGGUGACAUUGAUCUUGAGAGAGAUGAUGAACCUUCAUCGCCGGCGACCUAUGCCGUGAAAGAAAUUCACGCUCAUCAACAAUUUUCGCGAGUUGGAUUUUAUAAUGACAUUGCAGUUUUGGAAUUGACACGUCCAGUGAGAAAAUCGCCGUACAUUAUUCCAAUUUGUUUACCACAGGCGAGACAUCGUGGUCAACUUUUUGCUGGAGCAAGACCAACGGUCGUUGGUUGGGGAACAACCUAUUAUGGUGGAAAGGAGAGUACAGUUCAAAGACAAGUGACAUUGCCAGUGUGGAGAAAUGAAGAUUGUAAUGCCGCUUAUUUUCAACCAAUAACGGGAACAUUUUUGUGCGCCGGUUUCAGUCAGGGUGGAAAGGACGCCUGUCAAGGUGAUUCAGGUGGUCCGCUUAUGCUCAAACAAGAAGGUCGUUGGAUGCAAAUUGGAAUUGUAUCCUUUGGAAAUAAAUGCGGUGAACCUGGAUAUCCUGGAGUUUAUACUCGUGUCUCUGAAUACGCUGAUUGGAUCAAAUCAAAUUUACGUUAGAAGUUUUACAAAAAUGUUUCACAAAAAUAUUCCACAAAAAUAUUUUACAAAAAUAUUUUUUUCAAAAUCGUCUUCCGGAGAGAGAUGUCAAUUUAAUUCAACAGAAAUCGUCAAGAAAUUUUUACACACAUCUACGGUCAGUUUUUGCCAGACAUCCAUUUUUUUGCCAUAAAUUUUUUCUUUUUUUCUAAAAAAAAAAGCCGCUUUCAUUUACGAAUAGGUAGUAAUUUGCGUCGUUUUAUUUUAUUUAUUUUUUCAAUCGCGGUAAAAGUAAAACAAUGCAAAUGAAAUAAUCUUGAAAACAAUUAUUUAAAAUUACUUAAGAAAAAUAAAUUAAC